This is a messenger RNA of Cucumis melo (muskmelon), 1907 nucleotides long. Its product is annotated as DNA repair protein recA homolog 3, mitochondrial-like. Gene Ontology annotation, biological process: DNA repair. The transcript has 8 exons. Lineage: Eukaryota; Viridiplantae; Streptophyta; Magnoliopsida; Cucurbitales; Cucurbitaceae. The record is from RefSeq and is a predicted model, not a curated record. The coding region runs from base 256 to 1524 and encodes 422 amino acids. Gene Ontology annotation, molecular function: ATP binding; single-stranded DNA binding; ATP-dependent DNA damage sensor activity.
CCUAGGAGCGAGAAAAAAGGCAAAUAAAUAAAAGAAAAAAGCCCUAAAAAGGGCAGAGUUAAAACGCAUAUUCUUAAAUGAUCACACCCUGUCUUCUUCUUCGUCUUUCGAUUUCUAUUUCUAUUUCCAUUUCCGGUUCAUAAGCUCUUCUCCUCACUCUCCUUCUUCAGUUGUUGUUUAUUCAAGUUAGUUCUCCGUUUCUUUUCCUCCGGAGUUGCUCUUUCUGCUCUGCAGGGGAGUUUUUAAAGAGGUUUCAUGGCGAGGCUUAUUCGAAAUGCAUCUUUUCUUGGGCGCUCUCUUCUUCAGCGCGAGGGCUACAGGAGAAGCAUAUUGGUAACGUCUUCUCCAAUAUGUAAUUUUUCAACCAAAGGUAAAAAGAAGUCUUCUAAGUCAUCAGAUGGGAGUGAUUCUGCUGACGAGAAAUUGUCCAAGAAAGAGCUGGCCUUACAACAAGCCUUGGAUCAGAUAACUAGCGCAUUUGGAAAGGGGUCUAUCAUGUGGCUUGGCCGUUCUCAGUCAUCUAAAAAUGUCCCUGUGGUUUCCUCAGGUUCGGUUUCUUUGGAUGUAGCUCUAGGAGUUGGUGGCUUCCCUAAGGGCCGUGUAAUCGAGAUUUAUGGUCCAGAGGCAUCUGGAAAGACAACUCUUGCAUUGCAUGUAAUCGCUGAAUCCCAGAAGCAAGGAGGUUGCUGUGUCUUUAUUGAUGCGGAGCAUGCUCUUGAUCCAGCCCUCGCUCAGACUAUUGGAGUGGACACUGAGAACCUCCUCCUAUCUCAACCUGACUGUGGUGAACAAGCUCUUAGUCUUGUGGACACCCUAAUCCGAAGUGGUUCAGUUGAUGUUGUUGUUGUUGACAGUGUAGCUGCUCUUGUGCCUAAAGCUGAACUCGAUGGUGAGAUGGGUGAUGCCCACAUGGCUAUGCAGGCUAGACUCAUGAGCCAAGCACUUCGCAAAUUGUGCCAUUCUUUAUCCCAAUCACAGACUAUAUUAAUAUUUAUUAAUCAGGUAAGGUCAAAGAUGUCCACUUAUGGAUAUGGUGGUCCAUCUGAAGUUACUUGUGGCGGCAAUGCAUUGAAGUUUUAUGCCUCGGUGCGUCUUAAUAUUAGAAGAAUAGGUGCUGUCAUGAAGGGGGAACAGACGAUAGGAAACCAGGUUCAAGUAAAAGUGAUGAAGAAUAAGGUUGCUCCUCCGUUUCGGACCGCUAACUUUGAGCUCGAGUUUGGAAAAGGUAUAAGUAAGGAGGCAGAGCUUAUAGAUUUGGGGUCGAAAUAUAAAUUCGUAACCAAGGCAGGUUCAUUCUUUAAGUAUAAUGGUCAAACAUUCCACGGCAAAGAAGCCUUCAAAGCUUUUCUGUCGAAGGAUGAAGAUGCUAGGAAAGACCUAAUUACGAAAAUUCAGGAGAAACUACUCGAUGUGGAAAUGGAUAAGCCACAGGACGAAGAUGAAACAGCAGGAAGUCCCCAAGAAGAUACUAUCGAGCCUUCUGAUUCUAAUGAUGAAGAUGCAGUUACUGCUUUAGAAGCAUAAGCGGCCUGUAGAUGCCCUUCUAAUUGUGAAUUCAAGCAUUUCCAUCCUCAUUAUCCUAGAUCUAUUCCUCCUCUCUCUUUGCCAGGCACAAAGUUUUGGGUCUCCAUACCACAUUUUUGUAUCUUUUAGUUUGUGCUUUUGUGGUUCCAAUGGUGGAUGAUGAUUACCCUUGUUAUACUAUCAGCCAUUUUUCAUGAAGAAUAGAAUGUUGACAAUGGAGAUUUUAGCAAGUCAGAAUGCCGAUUUUGCAUAAGGCUUUUCGUCCAAAAUGCCGAAUUUGCAUUGCAGCAUGACUUAAUUUGUAAGUGUGAGUAGCUGUAUAACUGACAACUUGUAUUAUUCCCUAAUUGCAUCUUAUUAAAUUGUUGUGCAUUUUUACAUAA